AUGGCAGUGCAUGAGGCCCUGGUGCACAUCACAGCCACUCUUAUGCUGCUGUGGUUUGGGGUGUCUCUAUUCAUUUCUGGCCACUCUCAGGCCAGGCCCUCCCAGCACUUAUCCUCCCCAGAAUUGGUGGUCCCCUUGAAGGUGACUGGCAGGGGCAGAGGUGCAAAGGCUCCAGGCUGGCUCUCCUACAGCCUGCGGUUUGGGGGCCAGAGACACAUUGCCCACAUGAGGGUCAAGAAGUACUUGGUUUCCAGACAUCUCCCAGUGUUCACCUACACAGACCAACGUGCCCUCCGCCAGGAUCAGCCUUUUGUUCCUGAUGACUGCUACUAUCAUGGUUAUGUGGAAGGGGUUCCCAAGUCCCUGGUUGCCCUCAGUACCUGUUCUGGAGGUUUUCGAGGAAUACUACAGAUAAAUGAUCUUGCUUAUGAAAUUGAACCAAUUACAGUUUCUGCCACAUUUGAACACUGGGUAUACAAGAUAGAGAGUGAUACAUAUUUCCCACCUAUGACAUGUGGGUUAACAGAAGAGGAAAUAGCACGCCAAUUGGAGUUGCAAGAGUUGCGUAAUUUUACUCUGAUGCAAAGUUCUUACAUAGGCUGGUGGACCCACUUGCGGUUUCUUGAGUUGGCAGUGGUUGUGGACCAUCUUCGAUUCAUUCACUCGGAAAGUAAUGUGUCAGUAGUGCAGCGGGAAAUAGUUGAUGUUGUCAAUAUAAUAGAUAGCUUAUAUCACUCUUUGGAACUUGAUGUAAUUUUAACUGGGCUUGAAGUCUGGACUGCAGGAAACCCAGUUCCCACCAAUAACAUAGAUAAGCUUUUGGAGGAUUUUGCUAUUUGGAAGUAUCUUCACCUUGAUAACCGAGUGUCACAUGAUGCUGCCCAUCUUUUCAUAAAAAAAUCAUUUGGCAUAACGCUUGGACUUGCCUAUGUUGGUGGAAUAUGCCAGCAUCCUUUUAAUAGUGGAAUUGAUGUUUUCAAAGAUGAGAGUCUGUAUGAUUUUGCAAUUGUUGUGACCCAUGAACUUGGUCAUAAUUUAGGUAUGCAGCAUGAUACUAAAUGGUGUGUGUGUGAGCUUCAGUGGUGCAUAAUGUUUCCUGCCAGACAGGUGACAAAUAAAUUCAGCAAUUGCAGUUAUGCCCAGUAUUGGGACAAUUUUAUCAGUACUGGAUUAUGUCUUUACUCUCCCCCACAUCCAGAGAAUAUCUUUAGGCUGCAUUAUUGUGGGAACCUAGUGGUCGAAGAAGGAGAGGAGUGUGACUGUGGAACCAUAGAGCAGUGCGUAAAUGAUCCCUGCUGUCUGUUGAAUUGCACUCUGAAGCCUGGAGCUGCUUGUGCUUUUGGGCUUUGUUGCAAAGACUGCAAGGUCAGGUCAUCAGGGACUUUGUGCAGAAAACAGAUCAGUGAAUGUGACCUUCCGGAGUGGUGCAAUGGGACAUCCCAUCAGUGCCCAGAAGAUGUGUAUGUGCAGGAUGGGAUUCCCUGUAGUAAUGGUGCCUACUGCUAUCAAAAGAGCUGUAGUAACCAUGAUGAACAGUGCAGGGAGAUAUUUGGCAAAGAUGCAAAGAGUGCAUCUCAGAGUUGCUACAAAGAAAUCAACACCCAAGGAAAUCGAUUUGGUCACUGUGGUAUCAAAGACACACAAUAUGUAAAAUGUGAAGCCCCUGAUAUCCUGUGUGGGAGAGUUCAGUGUGAAAAUGUGGGAGAAAUUCCUAAUCUGAUAGAACAUUCCACAGUGCAUCAGCUUCACUUCAAUGACACCACUUGCUGGGGCACCGAUUAUCAUAUAGGGAUGUCUAUACCUGAUAUCGGUCAAGUGAAAGACGGCACAAUGUGUGGCCCAGAAAAGAUAUGUAUCCACAACAAGUGUGUCAAUAUGGUUCGUGUGCCAGAAGCCUGUCAGCCUGAGACCUGCCACAUGAAGGGCGUCUGCAAUAAUAAACAGCAAUGCCACUGCAAUCCUGGAUGGGCACCUCCCUACUGCAAGGACCAAGGCCAUGGAGGUAGUAUUAGUAGUGGCCCAGCUUUUAAUCCCCAAGAAGAAGAGACAAAAGUGCAGGAGAAGGGAAACCAGCCAUUAUUGUGGCUUAUUCCUUUUAUUUGUUUAUGUUUAUGUUACAUCCUUGUGCUUUGUAAGAAACGUAAAAAGAAAAAGGAGGCAGAAACGAUGGAGAAAGAAGAGGCUGAGGAGGAAGAGGCUGAGGAGGAAGAGGCUGAGGAGGAAGACGCUAAGGAGGAAGAAAGUAACUAA
Messenger RNA from Hippopotamus amphibius kiboko, 2250 nucleotides. RefSeq names its product disintegrin and metalloproteinase domain-containing protein 20-like. NCBI's taxonomy places the organism in Eukaryota, Metazoa, Chordata, Mammalia, Artiodactyla, Hippopotamidae. The transcript has a single exon. Gene Ontology annotation, cellular component: external side of plasma membrane; sperm head plasma membrane; plasma membrane. The record is from RefSeq and is a predicted model, not a curated record. The coding region runs from base 1 to 2250 and encodes 749 amino acids. Gene Ontology annotation, molecular function: metalloendopeptidase activity. Gene Ontology annotation, biological process: proteolysis; male gonad development.